Messenger RNA from Nyctereutes procyonoides (raccoon dog), 2923 nucleotides. It is a transcript of the gene SIX5, whose product is annotated as SIX homeobox 5. The transcript has 3 exons. Gene Ontology annotation, biological process: regulation of transcription by RNA polymerase II. NCBI's taxonomy places the organism in Eukaryota, Metazoa, Chordata, Mammalia, Carnivora, Canidae. Bases 1 to 2229 code for a protein of 742 amino acids. The record is from RefSeq and is a predicted model, not a curated record. Gene Ontology annotation, cellular component: transcription regulator complex; nucleus. Gene Ontology annotation, molecular function: RNA polymerase II cis-regulatory region sequence-specific DNA binding; DNA-binding transcription factor activity, RNA polymerase II-specific.
AUGGCUACCUUGCCUGCGGAGCCGAGCGCGGGGCCGGCGGCCGGGGGGGAGGCGGUGGCGGCGGCGGCGACCGAAGAAGAGGAGGAGGAAGCGCGCCAGCUCCUGCAGACUUUGCAGGCGGCCGAGGGUGAGGCGGCGGCCGCGGCCGCGGCCGGGGCCGGGGCGGGCGAAGCGGCGGCGGGAGCGGAGGGCCCGGGAUCCCCGGGCGUCCCCGGGUCGCCCCCCGAGGCCGCUGCCGAGCCGCCCACGGGCCUCCGCUUCUCGCCCGAGCAGGUGGCGUGCGUCUGCGAGGCGCUGCUACAGGCGGGCCACGCCGGCCGCUUGAGCCGCUUCCUGGGCGCGCUGCCCCCGGCCGAGCGCCUACGUGGCAGCGAUCCGGUGCUGCGCGCCCGGGCCCUGGUGGCCUUCCAGCGGGGCGAGUACGCCGAGCUCUACCGGCUGCUCGAGAGCCGCCCCUUCCCCGCCGCCCACCACGCCUUUCUGCAGGACCUCUACCUGCGCGCGCGCUACCACGAGGCCGAGCGGGCCCGCGGCCGCGCGCUGGGCGCAGUGGACAAGUACCGUCUGCGCAAGAAGUUCCCGCUGCCCAAGACCAUAUGGGACGGCGAGGAGACCGUCUACUGCUUCAAGGAGCGCUCCCGCGCCGCGCUCAAGGCCUGCUAUCGCGGCAACCGCUACCCUACGCCGGACGAGAAGCGCCGCCUGGCCACGCUCACCGGCCUCUCGCUCACGCAGGUCAGCAACUGGUUCAAGAACCGGCGACAGCGCGAUCGGACCGGGGGCGGCGGCGGCGCGCCUUGCAAGAGCGAGUCUGAUGGGAACCCCACCACGGAGGACGAGUCCAGCCGCAGCCCCGAGGACCUGGACAGGGGGGUGGCUCCGGUGGCCGCGGAGGCCCCCGCCCAGGGCUCUCUAUUCCUGGCCGGGGCCGCCCCGCCCGCGCCCUGCCCCGCCUCCUCGUCCAUCCUGGUGAACGGGAGCUUCCUGGCGGCGGGCAGCUCCCCCGCCGUGCUCCUGAACGGGAGCCCCGUCAUCAUCAACAGCCUGGCCCUCGGGGAGGCCUCCAGCCUGGGCCCCCUGCUGCUGGCGGGCGGCAGUGGCGCCCCUCCGCCGCAGCCCGGUGCCCCGGGGGCCGGCGAGGGCAAGACCUCCCUGGUCCUGGACCCGCAGACCGGGGAGGUUCGACUAGAGGAGGCUCCGCCCGAGGCCCCCGAGACCAAGGAGGCCCAGGUGGCCGCUGCCGGGACGCCUGCAGAGGAGGCCGCGGGGCCGCUGCCCCAAGUGGUGCCUGGGCCCCCACCGGCUGCCACCUUCCCCCUGCCCCCGGGACCGGUGCCUUCUGUGGCUGCUCCCCAAGUGGUGCCGCUCUCUCCCCCGCCGGGGUACCCGGCAGGCCUGGGCCCCGCCUCCCCGCUGUUGAACCUGCCCCAGGUGGUGCCCACCUCUCAGGUGGUGACCCUGCCCCAGGCUGUGGGGCCGCUGCAGCUGUUAGCCGCCGGCCCGGGCAGCCCCGUGAAGGUGGCGGCCGCCGCGGGCCCUGCCAACGUGCACCUGAUAAACUCCGGGGUGGGCGUGACGGCCCUGCAGCUUCCUUCGGCCGCUGCGCCAGGAAACUUUCUCCUGGCCAACCCGGUGUCCGGCAGCCCCAUCGUGACGGGCGUGGCCGUCCAGCAGGGCAAGAUCAUCCUCACCGCCACCUUCCCCACGAGCAUGCUGGUCUCCCAGGUCCUCCCGCCUGCCCCCAGCCUGGCCCUGCCCCUGAAGCCAGACGCGGCCAUCUCGGUGCCCGAAGGAGCCCUCCCGGUGGCCCCCAGCCCCGCUCUCCCCGACGUCCACGCCCUCGGCCCGCUUUCUGCACAGCAGCCGCCACAGCCACCGCCCGGCCCCGCCACUGCCGCAGCAGCCACCAGCCUGCCCUUCGCGGAUUCCUCGGCUCUCCUCCCGGGCUUCCCGGCACCGCCACCCGAAGGGCUCAUGCUGUCGCCUGCGGCCAUGCCCAUCUGGCCGGCAGGGCUGGAACUGAGCGGCGGCACAGAAGGGCUGCUGGAAGCAGAGAAGGGGCUGGGGACGCAGGCCCCCCACACCGUGCUGAGGCUGCCAGACCCCGACCCCGAGGGGCUGCUCCUGGGGUCUGCGGCAGGGGGUGAGGCGGACGAGGGGCUGGAGGCCGAGCCGAAGGUUCUGACGCAGCUCCAGUCGGUGCCUGUGGAAGAUUCCCUGGAACUGUGACCCCCGCCGGGCCUCCUCACCUCUCCUGACCAUGGUGCUCAAGAUCCAGGACGGCCCGGGAGGAGGGGGCCGCUCACACACAAUAGCUGCGAGCUGAAGAUGCCACACACUACGGUCCCAGAUGCCCGGCUCCCCGGCCGCUGAACCUCUCCAAGCCCUGCAGGUGCCGGGGGACUCACCCCUGUCCACUCCUGCCUGGGGACACUGUCCUCGGGAUCAGUGGCCUCCUCUGUUACAGCCCUCUCCUUGCUUUGUGCCCCGAGUGAAUAGGGGAGGUUUGGGGGUCCUGACUCGGGGGCUAUGCCCCCCUCAACCUGGUACUAGCUGUGAGCUGAAAGCCCUGCCACAUGGCUGGAUGGGCAACCCCCUUGAGCCCUCUCCCGUCACUCCUUUAAACACUAUUAAUAGCUCCACCACCGCUUGGAGCCGGAGGGCGGAGGCCAGACAGUCCUGUGCCGGAGCCUGACCGAGCCUCCCGGCUGGGCCCUUCCUGCUGCAAAGUGAGCAGGUGUGUGGGGAGGCCCGGCUGAGGCUCCUCCUGGACUAGAGCCCUCCCUACCACGUCCAGCCCCAGACCAAAGAUCCCCCUCCCCCCUGGGGCACCCCUGACCCCGUGUCUAGUUUGUAUCAUAAAUCUUUAUUUUUCUAGGACAUGUUAUGCCUCCGUUUCAAUUAAAAUAAAGUUAACAGACAA